GUAAGAGCCGGUACGAUUGGGAGAACAGCUGUGCAAUACGUAAACAGAAACAGAACUUACUACUUGAGCUUUUGUUGAGCUUUUUUGUGAAAUGAAUGGGAUUUCAUCAUUUGUCAAGAGCUUUUUGCCAAUCGCAAAGUAGGUUUUCGAGCAACAGUCAGUUCGUCAGCUGUGCUGGAUUUGUUGACUUCGUAAAAGUAAACAAACAAAUAUAAUAAUGGAAGAGUUUAAUGCAGAAACUGAAAAAGAGACGGUCGCUACAAUCACGUGCAAGGCCAAAGUAUUGGCAAUCGGAGAUGAGGAAUGCUUCACAAAGAAGCCGCCUUCAUUCAAAUACAACGUGAAUAAUUUUCAGGAAGAUUUUAGAAAGCAUUUUUGUCUGCUAUUAACUGGUAGUCGAAAAACUGUAGACGUUGUCGGAGAUUGGGACGCGGUUGAAAAAUUUGGAGCGGCGAGCAUUAAGGAGGAUAAUCAACCCAGGCGUUAUCACUUUUUUCGUCAGAAAGGUAACAGUUAUCCAAGAGGUACGAUGAUAUUUGGCCCCACCUUUAAUGCAAUGGAAGUUAUGGCUCUGGUGAGAAAACGACUGAAAGAGGAAAAGUGGAUAUCAAAUAAUGUCAUAGAAACGCCUCUGAAAACAAAAAUUGGUGGCAAAAAAUACUACGGCUCCGAUCACUACAUUAAAGAGGUUGUUUCCGAGGCCCUUGAUGUGGAAACAAGGAGGACCUUCAAAUUUGUGCAGUAUUUACAAUAUUUACACAGAGAAUCUAAUCACAAGUAAUUAUUAACUUAGCAUACCCUGUAAAAUACAAAGAACAGCUAUUGAAAACGUAAACAAAAAUAAUUGGUGCAAGAGCGCACCUUUAAGCUUUUAAAAAAAGCUUUUGGCAGAGUUGUGAAAUUGUCAUAAGUAUUUCGCGUAGUGCUGCAUAUAAAAGUGGCGUCAGCUUGGAAGCUUUGCCAAUCCAAAAGUUUACGUCAAGCAAAUAGUUCGUCAGCUGUGAAACUGAAGCAUUUUAAUACAGCAAUAAAAUGAUACAAACGGAAACAACUGCGGAAAAUGAUAAUGUAAAAAGCGAUACAACUGUGGCGACGUUGACCUCAGAAGCCAAGGUUUUGUCCAUUGGCGAUCGGAGGCGCAACCUUAGGUCUAAAAAAAAACCUGUGGUUAAGUUUGACAAGAACGUUUUUCUUGACAACUGCAAGAAACAUUUUGGACUUCUUCUAAUGGAAACUCGUACGCCCAUAGAAGUGGAUAAGAAGUGGCAACUUCUUGAAAUGAAAAAAAUCGGGGAAGAUAAUCAAAUCCAACGCUUUCAAUUCUAUUGUCAUUCCAAUCGUAGGGAUAAUGGCUAUAUGAUGUGUGGCCAGACAGUUAAUGCCGAGUCAAUAUUGCACGAUAUAAGAAAGCGACUACAACAAGAAAACUGGACAUCAAAGUAUGUUGUAGAAAUGCCUCUAAACGAAAAGGGCUGUAAAGGCUAUAGGUCUAAGGUUGAUCAAAUAUUUGUUGAGGCCUUUGACGCUGCAAGGUACAGGAUGUUUCAGUUUUUGUAUUACUUACACAAAGAACAUGUUAAAAAAAAGGUAGGAAUAUGAGAAAAUUGCUUUUUCUUUUUUU
Molecule: messenger RNA, 1621 nt
Organism: Drosophila montana
Lineage: Eukaryota; Metazoa; Arthropoda; Insecta; Diptera; Drosophilidae
Exons: 3
Coding region: 218-781 (187 amino acids)
Source: RefSeq, a predicted model, not a curated record